Molecule: messenger RNA, 573 nt
Organism: Cotesia congregata
Lineage: Eukaryota; Metazoa; Arthropoda; Insecta; Hymenoptera; Braconidae
Source: the annotation of a GenBank genome assembly
AUGUCUGUAAAAGUGUAUAUAUCAGGAAUUAGUGGUAAUAAAGAAGUUAAAAAAAGACAACAACGAGUACUUAUGAUUUUAGAUAGUAAAAAUGUGCAAUAUGAAAUAAUCGACAUCACAGAACCUGGUAAAGAAGAUAGUAAAGAAUACAUGCAGACUAAUGCCAAUCCAAAAGACAGUAAAUAUCCUUUACCUCCCCAAAUAUUCAAUGAAGAAGAUUACUGUGGGGACUAUGAAGAUUUUGAUUUAGCAAAUGAAAUUGACGAAUUAGAAAAAUUUCUUAAACUUAGUUCUCUCGAUGAUGAAAUCGAAGAAAACAAUUCUACAAGUAAUAAUGUAACCAACAAUAGAAAAUCAUCUAGUCGAGAGGCUUCUAUGGAAAAUGAUAACAUUGUACAUUCAGAGAGUAACGUAAAUGAAAGAGAAAACUCAAUUACUGAUGAUAAAGAUUCUGAAAAAAUGAAAUCAUCCGAUAUUGAAGGCUUAAAUAAAUCACUAUCAGAAGAUAUGGAUCACACAGACAUAUCUGAAAAGAAGAGUGAAAAGUCAGAUGAUGACGAACAAGAAGAAUAA